This is a messenger RNA of Prunus avium (sweet cherry), 2646 nucleotides long. RefSeq names its product inter-alpha-trypsin inhibitor heavy chain-like protein. NCBI's taxonomy places the organism in Eukaryota, Viridiplantae, Streptophyta, Magnoliopsida, Rosales, Rosaceae. The record is from RefSeq and is a predicted model, not a curated record.
ACACGCAUCUCUCUCUCACUGUCAUCUCUCUCGCUCGCUAAUUUGCAAUUUCCGUUGAAUAUCAAUCCGAUAUAACAUUCUCGUCUCUCACAAACCCUAAUCUCGGAUCCCAAUCCCUGAUCGUCCGAAAUGGCCGAGGAGUUCUCCAAAGCCGUGGAUGACGGUCUCAAGCUCUCCAAACGACUAUACUUUGGGAAGGAUCAAGCGGUGUCGCCGCCCAAGCCGCCGCUGUCGAUGGACAAAACGACAUCGGGCGCCUUCCUACCGACGGCACCGAUGGUUUACGCGGUCAUUUUUGACCCGGCCAUCGUCGACAACCCGGACAUCCCCAGCUACCAGCCUCACGUGCACGGCAGGUGCGACCCCGCCGCGCUCAUUCCUCUCCCGAUGAACCGGGUCGAGCUUGAGGUCGAUUGUUAUAUGGACACCGCCUUUAUUCGGGUCACCGGGUCGUGGAGGGUCCAUUGCGUCAAGGGUAACAAGAGCUGCGGUUGCCGCGUUGCCAUUCCUAUGGGUGAACAGGGUUCAAUUCUAGGUGUUGAGGUCGACGUAAAUGGUAAAUCGUACCAUACUCAACUAAGCCAAUUGGAAGAUGAAAAGGAGAUAGAGAAGAUGGCCCAAGCAGAGGGAGGCUUUCUCAAACUCAAACCUCAUAUAUUUACAUUAACAACACCUCAGGUCAAUGGGGGAGCCAAUCUCUCAAUCACAAUGAGUUGGUCUCAGAAAAUACUGUAUGCAAAUGGCGAUUUCUCUUUGAAUAUUCCAUUCACUUUUCCUGAGUUUGUGGUUCCCGCGGGAAAGAAAUACCUUAAAAAGGAAAAGAUCCACUUAAACGUGAACUCUGGUAUUGGAACUGAAGUUCUAUCCAAGAGAAUUAGUCAUCCUUUGAAGGAAUUACGGGGAGGCCAAGCAGGAAAAUUGGGUUUUGUAUAUGGGGCAGAUGUUCUCACUUGGUCAAACACUGACUUUAGUUUCUCAUAUGCGGUCUCUUCAAGUCAUAUACAUGGUGCUGUUCUCAUGCAGUCACCGCCCAUGCAUGAUGUUGAUCAAAGAGAGAUUUUCUCUGUCUAUCUUCUACCAGGAAACCAGAAGAACAGAAAGGUUUUCAGAAAGGAUGUAGCUUUUGUUGUUGAUAUAAGCAGAAGUAUGCAGGGAAAGCCUCUUGAUGAUACUAAGAGUGUACUAUCUGCAGCCCUCUCUAAGCUUGAUCCAGAAGAUUCAUUCUGCAUUAUAGCUUUUAAUGGACAGACUUUUGUGUCAUCUACAUCAAUGAAAUCAGCUACCAAGGAGGCUGUUGAAAAGGCCAUUGAGUGGAUUGGCAUAAAUCUUAUUGCUGGUGGUGAUACAGAUAUUUUGCCUCCACUUAACCAGGCAAUAGAGAUGCUAUCCAAUACUCGGGAUUCAAUUCCUAUCAUCUUCCUUGUUACCGAUGGGGCUGUUGAAGAUGAGAGACACAUUUGUGAUGUAAUGAAAAAGCGCCUUACAGAUGCAGGUUCUAUAGCUCCACGCAUUUGCACUUUUGGAAUAGGUUCAUUCUGCAACCAUUAUUUCCUGCGGAUGCUUGCAAUGAUUGGCAGGGGUCAUUAUGAUGCUGCGUAUGAUGUAGAUUUUGUCGAGUCUCGGAUGCAGAACUUAUUUAUCAGAGCUUCAUCUCUGAUUCUUACAAAUAUAACCCUUGAGACAUUGGAUGAUCUUGACGAAGUUGAGGUGUUCCCUUCCCAUAUUCCAGACCUCUCAUCUGAGAGUCCAUUAACUGUAUCUGGCAGAUUCCGAGGAAGUUUUCCCAACACGCUUAAAGCUAAAGGCCUCUCACCUGAUAUGUCUAGUAUUGUGAUCGAUUUGAAGUUACAAGAUGCAAAGGACAUACCUCUUGACAGGGUAUGUGCAAAAGGGCAGAUUGAGUUGCUGACUGCUCAGGCAUGGUUGGCAGAUAACAAACAGCUUGAGGACAAGGUAGCUAAAUUGAGCAUACAGUCCCAUGUUGUGAGUGAGUAUACGCGCAUGAUCAUACUUGGCAAAGAACAAUCUGGACCACAAGAGGCACCAAAGAAAGGCCGCAUCAAGAUGAAAGAUUCUGAAAGCCAGAGACCGAUAUUGCUACCAAGUCUGUCCAUUGGCUUUGGCAACUUAGUGGCAACUUCCGAGAACGUUCCUCCAGGAUCCGAAGAACCAAAACAGCCGGAAGCUGCUGAGAUUUUUGCCAGGGCAGCAUCAAAUUGCUGUGGCUCUAUGUGCACUCACUGCUGUUGCAUGGGCUGCAUCCAGUGUUUCUCCAGGAUAAGUCCUCAAUGUGCAAAUAUAUUUGCCCAGCUCUGCACUGGUCUAGCAUGUGCCGGCUGCCUCAACUGCUGCUGCUCCUUUUGCUGCCGUGGAUGCGGAGAUGGUGGAUCAUAAAUCUUGGCCAUACAAACUCUCCUCUCUUGUAGAAUAGUGUAUAGGAUUUUGCUCUUUCUCUUGGACUGGCGUCAAAUACGCACGGCUAGACAGCUAGUUCUAUACUCCGUCUUAUGAUUAGACAAACAAUUCAUACUGUUAUAAUGUUACUGUUUGGGCUUUUAUGACAGUCUGGGUGAACCCUGUACAUUUCACCAGGAAUGAUAUAUAUGGUUAAAAUUAAUUAUAUGUUAGCUUCUUUUUGAAAAAAAA